AUGGAACAAAUUUUUAAGACUGAUUAUAAUUUUCCUGGUAAUAUAAUUGAUUUGACUGAUUCUCAGUAGGAACAUGAAGAGGAUUCAUUUUAAAACAAACCGCUUGAUGGACUUACAGAAAGGAUUUUAAGAAAACGAAACAAUAAUACUUUUCAUAAAUCUCUAUAUGUACAAUUAAUCUAAGAUCCUAUAUAUUAAAGCUGCAUUUAAAAUGAAUUCUUGUUUAUCAAACAUCUUGAAUCAUUAGGAAUUACAGACAUAUAUGAUUAUUUGAGAUAUUGCAAUAAACAUGGUCUUCUUAUCGAAGAUGAAGCAUAUAAAAGUAUUAUUAUUUUUUAUAUCUAUUAAAGGAAAUAAUCUUAAACCACCAUAAUAAAAAUAUAAUAUACAUUAAUGUAGAAUUAUACAUUAGAAAAACACAGAUUUCAAAAAUAUUUAACAAAUUUUGAGUGGUAUGAAAUAACUUAAAAAGACAAUGAAACUUGAAUAAAAAUGCAAAAAGAAUCUAAAUAUAGAGUUUUAUUCAACUAAUAAUGAUACAAACAAUAUUGUUAUACAUUAAACUAAAUAACAUCGAUAUAUUGCGCCAAAUAUUAUUAAUAAAAUGCUUUAUGAAGUAGAACCUUUAGAUUAAAAUAUUGAUGAAAACUUAAUUUAGUAUUGUUGGAAAUAAUAUAAAAGGUUUUAUAUUAAAUGUAGAACAGAGUAUGAUGCUCUAGUUAAUGGAUAUGAAAAUGAGUCAGAAAAUGAAUUUAAUGAAACUCAUCAAAUUGAUUAUGAUUAAAUAUCCCAUGAUUCUUUGGCUCCCUACUUUAAAGUUCCUCCUUACAAAAGAAAACCUUAAUAUAGAUCAAUGAAUUUGUCUUACUAAAUAUAACAUUUGAAAAUUAUUUAGUUAUCUGUUAUUUGA
Paramecium sonneborni is the source of this 910-nucleotide messenger RNA. The record is from the annotation of a GenBank genome assembly. Lineage: Eukaryota; Ciliophora; Oligohymenophorea; Peniculida; Parameciidae.